CUCCCCCCCGCGCCGCCCUCCUCUCCCCCUCCCCCACCAGCCUCUCUCAUCAACCCACUUUUCACCCUUCAAGUCAUCGACGGUUCUACACUCAGUGAGUGUUGGAAUUUCACCGCCAUCAACACACCAGGGGGAUCCAACACCCCGGGUUCAGCUCGGAAGGGAUCUGCCCGCACAUUUUCCCGCCCUCUAACGGGAAAUCAGCCAUUUCACACCCACCCACUCACACACACACAUAAGCCAUCAUGGUUUCCGCAUUUCAAAUGCAGUCCUUUUACAGGGCCCCUUUGACUGUCGACACCACACACGCUCAGAAGUUCUUCGAGGAGGAGGACGCCAGCAUACUCGACGAGAACAUCCUUGACCACAGCGGGCUCGACUCGGGCUUGGAGAUGUCGCCACCCAUGGUGGAGAGCAGGAGGGAUUCGUUUGGCGUCACCCCGUCCAUCUUCUCACCAAAGACGGAGGAUUGGCAGUCGGUCGAGAUGCAGUCGGUCCCAUCGAACAACCCCUUCUUCGAGCAACAGAGCAACAACCCGUUCCUGCGGAUGGACCAGAGCCAGCAAGCUGCCUACCAGAGCCACGCCACCUGGCCCAUGACCAGCUCCGGCUCCGCGACUCCCCAGCUCCAGGCCUUCGACGGUCUCCCGGUUGAGUACGACUCUAGCAACCUCGCCAUGUUCCACAGGCCCGCCAACAUGCAGACUCCCACUCCCUUCGCCGCUCCUGCCAACCCGGUCGCCAUGUUCCAGCAGCUCGGGCAUGCCGCUCCCCAGUCGAUCCCCACCUCUCCCCAGAAGGAUGCGUGGAUGACCCAGGAUCUCAAGUCGCAAGGCAUGAAGAGGCCCCGCCCCGCCAGCCCCCUGAUCCGGUCCCAUAACGACCUGCGGAGGGGCGACGGCAUCCGCAAGAAGAAUGCCCGCUUCGACAUCCCCGCCGAGCGCAACCUCAGCAACAUCGACCACCUGAUCUCGCAGUCCACCGACGAGCAGGAGAUCAAGGAGCUCAAGCAACAGAAGCGCCUCCUCCGCAACAGGCAAGCUGCGCUCGACUCGAGACAGCGCAAGAAGCAGCACACUGAGCGGCUCGAGGAUGAGAAGAAGCACUUCACCGAGCUCAUCGGGGGCUUGGAAGACACCAUCGCCAAGAUGGAGAGGGACAUGCAGAAGCUCUCCAUGGACAAGCAGAACUACGAGUCGUACAUUCACGAGCUCGAGCAGAAGCAAGAGGACAUGAUCAGCAGGCACACUAUCGAGACGGGCGAGCUGCGCAAGAAGAUCAGCGUGCUGACCAACGAAGUGCACUCCAUGGGCCGUGCCGCCACCACCGCACCGGGUUUCCCCGGCGCUUUUGCCGAGAUGGAUGGCAUCACCAUGGACUGCUCCUGGGACAACAUGCCUAUGUUUGGCGACUUUCCCAUGGAGCAGAGCACUCCCGAGGUCAAGCAGGAGAUGCAGAUUGUGCCGGCGGCCAAGAAGCCCGAGGUGUCCCUGCCGUCGACCGACUCGGAGAAGCCGGCCCAGCAAGGCGGGCUCCUUUUCAUGCUCUUCCUUGUCGGCGCUUUCGUGCUCUCGAGCCGGUCGUCGACCCCCAGCAUCCCGCGCGUUUCCGAGGACGUCCGGGCCGCGUCCGCGACCCUCCUCGAGAACGUGCUCAAGGAUGCCGGCGUGUCGCAGGUCGCCUCGGGCCUCCAGGCCCUGGCCCCGCAGCCCUCGGGCACCACCUGGGCCCAGGCAUCGCAGCCGUCUCUGUCCAUGGCCGCGCCGAUGGUCGACAACGUCGCCCCGUCGGUGCUGGGCGAGAUGGCCGAUACCCUGACGCAGCCCACCGAGCAACAGACCAACGAGCAGAUCUUCUCGCUAUCGGCUGCGCAAUAUAAUGACCUGACCUCGCAAGAUUUCCUCCAGGCUGCUACGCCGGCCGAAAGGUCGACGAGCCAAGGGAGACGCAAUCUUGCCGAGGCCCUGUCCACCAUGCGCAGCUCGACCAAGCAGUCGUCUGCCGCCGAGGUCUACACUCGGUCGCUGCUCUGGGACCAGAUCCCGGGCGACGUCGUCCGGACCUUUGCCAGGAUGGUCGCGGAGAGUAACAACGCCGCGGCCGGCUCUGCCGAAGACCGGGCCUAAUGCCUUUUGACGAACUUUACGACUUUUAUGACCAAAAACCACGCACUACCACGAUCAUGAUCCGUGAGCGAGCAUGAAUCCCCCCGACGACACGAAACAGCAUGAACAGGAGGAGGCAUGCAACAGCACUCGAGCGACUUUUUCCGGCUUUUUGUUUUUUCCUCUGCAGAUUGUUUUAUUUCCUUCUUGGACAACAACGUACACUUGAUCCGCUCCCGCGACCAACACACAGACAUCGGCAGCUCACGCACCGGAAGUUUGUUGCUUCUUGCGGCCCCCUGUACCAACACACAGGAGAGCCGUUCGCCGUUUUUCAUCCGAGUUUGAUUUUUUCCCUGUUUUUUCCUCUGGGUCUUUUGAAAUUUAGCAAGCGAGCAUUGGCUUUUUGUUUUGAUCUUGGUCU
This is a messenger RNA of Chaetomium fimeti, 2529 nucleotides long. RefSeq lists its product as uncharacterized. The coding region runs from base 246 to 2126 and encodes 626 amino acids. Gene Ontology annotation, biological process: regulation of DNA-templated transcription. Gene Ontology annotation, molecular function: DNA-binding transcription factor activity. Lineage: Eukaryota; Fungi; Ascomycota; Sordariomycetes; Sordariales; Chaetomiaceae. The transcript has 3 exons. The record is from RefSeq and is a predicted model, not a curated record.